Suillus discolor is the source of this 876-nucleotide messenger RNA. RefSeq lists its product as uncharacterized. The transcript has a single exon. The coding region runs from base 1 to 876 and encodes 291 amino acids. The record is from RefSeq and is a predicted model, not a curated record. NCBI's taxonomy places the organism in Eukaryota, Fungi, Basidiomycota, Agaricomycetes, Boletales, Suillaceae.
AUGACCGCUGUUUUACGCUCACCUACGCAGUCACCUGUCCUCGCCGUGUCAAGUAACUCUUCUUGCUCGCACAUGCACAACGCCAGUGUUCCGAUGCGUCGCAUUAGAUUCGCACCUCUUCCUGAGCCCACCGCUCAAGUUGACAAUUCAAAUCCCAUCAUCGACUCCCACUCGCGCGCACUCUCUUCACUGUCCUCCGACAUCGUAGACGUCCAACGCAAUGCAUCCUCCAAAUCAAAACCAAAGUCAUCCCUUUCCCGCCAAUUCAACUUGUUCAAGCGGUCUUCCACUGACUCAACCGCUCAUGAUCCUCAACUGUAUGACUUUGGUGUCCCACUCUCCCGAUCUGCGUCCAUCCCCAUCCCUUCCAAUGACAAUAAACCAAGAUAUUUCUCCACCGCCCCCUCCACCAACUCCCUUUGUUCAGGUGGUAACCACCACGCAAUGCCCCAGAACCACUUCCCCAGCCCCAGUCCCAGCUCCUUCCCACCCACCUCCCCUUCAACGCGCCCAAAAGUCCCCACAAAUGGCAUGCACAUGCUCAACGGACGCAUCUACGGUUCAAAGCGCCGACCACUCACAAACCUCUUUGCAAACGUGCGCGAUGAACCCGAGUUUGUGGAAUGGGGGUACGGCGGCAUGGGCAGCAUCAGCUGCAGCAGCGAUUCAAAGUAUUCCGCCCUCGCCAAGGGAACCCCUGCCCUACUUUCAGACGGUCACUCCCGGAAGGUCAGUGAUGGUGCUAGAGAAAGGAAAGAUAGCGUGGGUGUAUCUGAUUUAGCAGGAGGUGAUAGCGAUGACGGGAGUGGCAUGGAAUGGGUUCGGAGACGACGGCAAAGGAGAGAAGGUCUCGCCGCGAGAGGCAAUACGUGUUAG